AUGUUGAGAACAACUGUACGUGCUGUGAAUGUAGGCAGAUUCACCCCUGCUUUGAACUUUUCUCGUUCUUUUACUCAAAAUUUAUCACUUUUGGACAAGAUCAAGGUGAAAACUCCAAUUGUUGAAUUAGAUGGAGAUGAAAUGACCAGAAUUAUUUGGCAAAGAAUUAAGGACAAAUUAAUUAAUCCUUAUUUGGAUGUUGAUUUGAAAUAUUAUGACUUGGGUAUUCAAGCUAGAGAUGCCACUGACGAUCAAAUCACCGUUGAUGCCGCCGAAGCCAUUAAGAAGUACGGUGUAGGUGUCAAGUGUGCAACCAUUACCCCAGAUGAGCAAAGAGUUGAAGAAUUUGGAUUGAAGAAAAUGUGGGUUUCUCCAAAUGGUACUAUUAGAAAUAUUUUAAACGGUACAGUUUUCAGAGAAUCUAUCAUCAUUCCAAGAAUCCCAAGAUUGAUUCCUGGUUGGGAAAAGCCAAUUGUCAUUGGUAGACACGCUCAUGGUGAUCAAUACAAGGCUACUGACUUAGUUAUCAGCGAGCCAGGUAAAUUAGAAAUGACAUUUACUCCUGCCGACUCAUCCUCCAAGCCCGAAACUAAGGUUAUUUACAAUUACAAGGGCCCAGGUGUCGGGUUAGCUAUGUACAACACUGAUGAAUCCAUUAUUGGAUUUGCCCACUCUUCUUUCAAGAUGGCUUUGACCAAGAACUUGCCAUUGUACUUAUCCACAAAGAACACCAUCUUAAAGAAGUACGAUGGUAGAUUCAAGGACAUUUUCCAAGAAAUUUACGAAUCUACUUACAAGGCCGAAUUUGAAUCCAAGGGUUUAUGGUAUGAACACAGACUCAUUGACGAUAUGGUCGCCCAAAUGAUCAAAUCCAAGGGAGGUUACGUUAUGGCCUUAAAGAACUACGAUGGUGAUGUUCAAUCAGAUAUUGUUGCCCAAGGUUUCGGAUCCUUAGGGUUAAUGACCUCUGUCUUGAUGACCCCAGAUGGAAAGGCCUUCGAAAGUGAAGCUGCGCAUGGUACCGUCACCAGACAUUACAGACAACAUCAACAAGGUAAAGAAACCUCAACCAACUCAAUUGCCCUGAUUUUCGCUUGGUCAAGAGGUAUUGCUCAAAGAGGUAGAUUAGAUGGUACCCCAGCCGUCGUCGAGUUUGCUGAAGCUUUAGAAAAGGCUACUAUUGACACAGUUCAAGAAGAUGGUAUCAUGACUAAGGAUUUAGCCUUAGCAUGUGGUAAGACCGAUAGAAGUAGCUAUGUCACCACCAUUGAGUUCUUGGAUGCAGUAGCUGACAAAUUGAAGACUAAAGUACAAGUUUAA
Messenger RNA from Dujonia railenensis, 1320 nucleotides. Lineage: Eukaryota; Fungi; Ascomycota; Pichiomycetes; Serinales; Debaryomycetaceae. The record is from the annotation of a GenBank genome assembly.